This is a messenger RNA of Paramecium octaurelia, 1662 nucleotides long. The record is from the annotation of a GenBank genome assembly. Lineage: Eukaryota; Ciliophora; Oligohymenophorea; Peniculida; Parameciidae.
UAAUGGCUGAUUAAGAGGAUUAAUAAAAAAUAUAUUAAUAAGAAGAGGAAGAAAAUGUUGAUUAAUAUUCAUAUUCAGAAGGAGAUCAGUAUGAAUCAGAUUCAGAUAAUUUGAAAUUUGAUAUAGCAAAACCAGAGAAAAAUCCUUUUAGACCAAUAGGAAUUGAUUUUCAAAAAAUUCAAUAAAUAGCGCAUUUAGCACCUAAUUCAAAAGAAAUUCAAUAGGAGGAAGAAAAUAGAAAGAAGAUCGAGGCUUAUCAAUUGUACUAAUAAAAAGUAUAAGAAGCAGAUCAAAAUUAAAAGGAAUUAGAAAAGUAGAUUGAAGAAAAAUUAAAUUAGAAAAAGGAUGAAGAACUUCAAAAUUUACAGAAAUAACCAAUAGAAUUACAAAUUAAUAAAGGAGGAUAACUUGUAAAUGCAGAUGAGAUUCAAAAAAUCAUAUAUCCAUGGUAAGUGUUGUUUGACGACACAUGGAAAAAGAAUUAUUAUUAUAAUCCUGUAACAAAGGAAAGUGUUUGGGAGUUGCCAUUGGAUAUAGUAUAGAAAUUGUCUGAUUACAGAAGAUAAUUCGAGCAUAGAUUGUAUGACUAUUAGGAGAGGAAUUUUUUUAAAUUUUUGCCUAAAUAAUACAUCGCAAGAUAAAGAGAGCAGUUAUUUUAGAAAAGACAGAAAGUAAUGUUAAGACCAGCGAGAAAGCAAGUUGAAGAAUCAUUGGCGACAAAAUUCGGUUAUAAAUAAGGAGAUGAGGAAUACAACACAUGGUUUGAUAGAUUUUUAAGUGAUGGAAACAAAUACAAAGAGAAAGAUCCUGCAUUGACCAGAAUGCAUCCAGAUAUUGAUAGUGGUUAUACUAAGGCAGACUUAUAUGAGAAGUUUAGUACUUACUUUUGCUUGUUCUUUGCUCGGGGUUGUUGUGCAGAAGGAGUUAAUUGUAGAUAUUAUCACAGAAUUCCAACUAUGGAUGAGUGUGAAUAAAUCGAUAACAGUAAGGAUGUCUUUGGUAGAACUAGAUUUGCCAAUCAUAGAGAGGAUAUGAAAGGGUAAUAAUUGAUCAUCUAUGACUUAUUAUAGUAUAGGUUGUUUCACAAGUGACACCAGAGCCAUCUAUAUUACUCAUUAUAAAAUGCCUAAGGCUGAUACUAGUACUCAAGCAUUAGCCUUAAUGUAUGAUACAUUAUGGAGACAUUUCAGUCCAUUGGGGGAUAUCGAUGAUUUAAAUGUUAUACCUGCCAAGGGUGUCUCAUUUAUAAGGUAUUUUAAUAGACAUACUAUUAAUGUAGAUAUAAACAUAGAUGCUAGGCUGAAUUCGCUAAAGAAGCCAUGGAUUCACAAGCCCUGGAUUAAUAAGAGUGUAUAAUGUGCAAAUGGGCUUAUGAGGAUCCCAAUCCUAAGGCUAUGUCGAGAGAGUUUGAGGAGGAAAAGCUUAAAUUAGUUAAUGCUGUUAAGGAUAAAGAGAAGUAAUUCCUGAUUUGGAUUUAUUAGAAAAGAAUAACAAAAUAAUUAGUAAUUUAGAAAGAAGGUUGAUGGCCAACAGAUUAGAGACAGAUCCCAGGAUGAUAGGAAAGGCAAAAGAGGAGGAGACAGAGGCAAUAGAAGAGGGGGACCUCGUGGAAGGGGAGAUAAUAGAGGAAGGGGUGGAAAUCGAUUAUUUGAUGAUGAUUGA